This is a messenger RNA of Staurois parvus, 345 nucleotides long. The record is from the annotation of a GenBank genome assembly. NCBI's taxonomy places the organism in Eukaryota, Metazoa, Chordata, Amphibia, Anura, Ranidae.
GUGAGCUGUGAUUGGUCACAGCUUAUCACAUGGUACAAGGCUGUUGUGAAUAGCCUUGUACCAUGUGACAUCUGUGAUCAUUCACAGAUUUCACACGUAGUAAGCAAUGAUGUCAGAAGUGACAUCUUGCUUACUACUCUGGAUGUGAUCACUGAUUGGCUAAUCAGUGAUCAUAUUUAUAUGUCACUUAUCAGAUAAUCCUCAAUGUGACUCUCAAACAAAACACUGAUAUGUUUUUAUUCUUGGUGCCUGCUCCAAUACUAAGGCUGGCCAUACGCUAUACAAUUGUUUUGAGAAUUGUGCUUUAGAUUGACCAAAAACCAUAUAAUAUGAGGUCAAACCUAA